Columba livia (rock pigeon) is the source of this 1409-nucleotide messenger RNA. RefSeq names its product G protein-coupled receptor 142 (gene GPR142). Gene Ontology annotation, biological process: G protein-coupled receptor signaling pathway. The transcript is spliced from 3 exons. The record is from RefSeq and is a predicted model, not a curated record. Gene Ontology annotation, cellular component: plasma membrane. Gene Ontology annotation, molecular function: G protein-coupled receptor activity. The coding region runs from base 115 to 1260 and encodes 381 amino acids. Lineage: Eukaryota; Metazoa; Chordata; Aves; Columbiformes; Columbidae.
UGACCCCCUCCCUGGCCCCCGAGGGAGCAGCAGGGCCAGGGGCCGUCCUCCUGCCCUGCUAGCCCAGCCCGCGGCUCUGCCCACGCCGCUCUCCCUCCGCCCCACGUCCCUGCGAUGCUGCAGGUGCUGGAGGGGACACGGCCACCGCCGAGGAGACGGACACCUGUGGGGACACGGGCACCAGUGGGGACGUGGACACCGGUGGCUCUCCAGGUGCAGGGGAGGUGGCACCACACGCAAGCCAGUCCGUGGUGGAAGGCGAUGGUCCCGGUGCCCAACAGCACGGUGGUGGCAUGGACCAGUGAGGUGGCGCGGCAGGAGCUGGAGCGGUCGCCCUGUCUGGUCGGCGUCUUCCCCGUCGUGUAUUACAGCAUCCUGCUGGGGCUGGGGCUGCCAGUGAACAUCCUAACUGCCGUGGCCCUGUCCCGCCUGGCCACAAGGACCAAGAAGUCAUCAUAUUGGUACCUGCUGGCCCUGACUACCUCUGACAUCCUCACCCAGAUCUUCAUCAUCUUCAUGGGCUUCAUCCUGCAGACAGCCAUUCUGGCGCGGGCGGUGCCCAGCGCCUUCAUCCACGCUGUCAACGUGCUGGAGUUCACGGCCAUCCACGCCUCCAUCUGGGUCACCGUCCUGCUGACUGUGGACCGCUACAUGGCCCUGUGCCACCCGCUGCGGUACCGCACCGUGUCCUACCCGCAGCGCACCCGCAAGAUCAUCGUGGCUGUCUUUGCCGUGGCUCUGGCCACCGGCGUCCCUUUCUACUGGUGGCUGGACAUGUGGCGUGAUGCCGACCCCCCCACUGCCCUGGACAGGGUGCUUAAGUGGAUGCACGCCAUCACCGUCUACUUCUUGCCCUGCAGCAUCUUGCUGGCCACCAACUCCAUCGUCAUCUGCAAGCUGAAGCGGCAGAGGCAUUUCGGGGGUGGCCGGCCCCGCCUGAGCAAGACCACGGCCCUCCUCCUGGCCGUCACCAUCAUCUUCAUCGUGCUCUGGGCUCCCCGCACCAUCGUCAUGAUCUGCCACCUCUAUGUGGCCUCGGUCAAGAGGGACUGGCGCGUGCACCUGGCCUUGGACAUUGCCAACAUGUUGGCCAUGCUCAACACCACCCUCAACUUCUUCCUCUACUGCUUUGUCAGCCGGACCUUCCGCCGCGCAGUGGGCGAGGUGCUCCGGGCCCACCCCUGGCACAGCCUGCGGCCCAGCAGCACCCACUUUGCAGCCCCAAAACUGCGGGAGCCGCUGGCCGGCACGGCCCUCUGAGCCGCGGCUGCUGCCAGGCGGGGCGGCGCUCGGCCGGGGGUCCCAGUGCUCCCCCAGCCCCGGGCGUCACCCCGGCACCCAGUGAGACCCUGCCCUUGGGAUACGCAGCGUUCAGCUCCCCAGGUGGGGCAGAAAGGACAUGCCAAGCU